AAAUUGCAAUUUAAAUUUGCUAAUAAAAUCCAGACAUUUAUUCCGGAAGUUUCCAAAAUGUUUUAGUAGUUUUUGAAAACACAGGAUUGACUCUGCGUAUUACCUGAACCAAUACACGUGAAAGUUAGUAUACAGAUUUAUUUUGCAUGAAUCAUUUAGCUCAUCAAUAAAUUGGGUUCAUAUUCGUGAGAAAUGUAGCCCUGACCCCCGUUCAAUAAUGGGUUUGGUCUUACUAAUGUGUACUUGCAAUGCUGUUAUAUCGUCCCUACCAAAGUUGAGACCAAACCUACUCCCUUGUCUAAAGAUUACAUUUCACCAACAUUAACACCACCACACUAAAAUACUCGACUUGUCUUAUUUUUAUGCCAUUUCAAUGUAAAGUAGUGGCUUAUGCAUACUUCAGAAUUAACAUGGUCAACACAUCUCUGUAUGAUAGCUCAUGUAAAAAUCAAGUCGUGCCCUUUGUUAUGUUAGAUGAGGGAUUAAAAACAAUAACAUUGCCGAACCCUCAAACUUAUACGUUUUCCUCCAAAUAUAAAACCCCAGAUGUGUACAUUUUUACAAGUUUUACAAUUUCUUGAGCGUAAACACUUUCAAUGUGAGCCCCCGGCUGAUUAAAGUCGGUGAUUCAGCUUUUGCUUCGGCUAAAACUAGCAAGUCGUAUUAAAGGUACAAAUUUAUGUUAAACAAAAAUCAGCUUGCCAAAUAAUUACUGCCAUAGCUUUGUGAUAUAUAAAUAUAUACGAAGCGAUAUUAAAUGAGCUCUUACCCCGGGUUGAACUUGCAAAUUUAGUUUAAAAAAUAAAAUAAAAAAACAAAAACAAAUAGAACGAUUAGGAGACUAGUGAGUGGGUUGGUGAACGUCGCCGCCGGAACUUCCUGGUUCUACGGAAACACUAACAGGACAGAAGAAUGACUGUAAAAAAAAUUUGCCUCCUAUUAAUUAAAAAAAAAAUUUUUUUUUGAUGAAUAUAUACAACUUUAAAAAAAACAAACAAAAACAAAAAACAAACAAACAAAAAAACUGUCGGGGUGGGGCGGGCAUUCAGGCAAUGAUUUUAAGUGGGCGGCGAUAUAGGACUGCAGUGAUAUAGGUUAUUAUUUAUCCUAUUCGAUCGAGUUCACCUGAAUUUUGCAAAGCCAAACAAAUUAUGCAAUGAAAUCGAAAUCCCCUUAAUAAUAUUUUUGAUCAACAAUUAAAACGUUUUGUUUAUUGAUGUGAGUGUUAACCGUUUACCCAGACUUUAUGGACACCCUAGUAGGUACCGUCUCCAACAUUUUAUCCAUACUUAUCACUUUGCCGGCAUUCUCUAAUCCGCUUUUAUCGCUGCUGGAGCGCGCAUGAUGUCAAGGAGGAAAACGUGCACGCUUUGCUGCACGUUCUCGCCACUACUUCACUUCACUCUAGCACUUUUUAGUGGUCCGUCGACUAAGUGGAGCUCCCGCAAACAGCACGCAAGAUGACCAUCAACACCUUGGCUAGAGGAGGCUGGCACCGGGAACAAAUGGCUUGCUUUCGAAAGAUGGAGAAAGUGAUUGUGGCCAUGCAAGACCCUGACAUGGGCAUGAAGAUGAGAAACCAGAGGCUCCUCAUAACCGUAAUCCCGCACGCCAUGACAGGCCGUGACAUCAUUGAGUGGCUUAUCCACAAAUACAACAUCUGCGAAGAGGAGUGUCUGCACCUUGGAGGCAUGUUUGUGAGGUUCGGCUAUAUUUACCCACUCAAGGAGCCCCGGUCGCUUGUGCUGCGUCCUGAUGAUUCGCCCUACCGCUUCCAGACACCUUACUUCUGGACGAGUACUCGGUGGCCUGCCUCUGAACUUGAUUAUGCAAUCUACUUGGCCAAAAAGAAUAUCAGAAAACAAGGAGAAUUGAUGGAAUAUGAAAAGGAGCGAUACAGUCAGUUGCACAAGAGGAUUAACCACACCUGGGACUUUGUAGUGAUGCAAGCCAGAGAGCAACUCAGAGCGUCCAAACAGAGGAGGAAAGCUGACCGUAUUGUUCUGGAGUGUCAGGAGCAGGCUUACUGGCUCAUCAACAGACCCCCGCCCGGUGUGCACGAUGUGCUCGACGCGGGUCUGGAAAGUCCAAGUAACUGCAAUUUACGAGUCGCACUGGAUAGUGACUAUUACAAAAGAGAGAUUGAAACUUGUAGAAGGGCUCUAGGAAGAAACCGUGUCAAGUCAUCUAUUUGCUUGGAAGGUUUUUUGAAAUUCAGCGAACAGUACCAGAACCACGAUCCCAUUAUGCAGGGUUGUCUUCCCAGUAAUCCCUGGAUCUCUGAUGACACGGCACUUUGGACUAUGAAUGCAGAUAUUAGAGUCCCCAUCCCGACGCGCCUCCGAGUGGAACGUUGGAGUUUCAGCUUCAUGGCGCUGCUCAUUGACACCAUGGGGAGGCAGGAAUUCAUGACUUACUUGGAGAAGGAAUUUAGUGCGGAGAAUUUGUGUUUCUGGCAGGCAUGUGAGGACAUUAGGCAUGGAGAAAGUUCCAAAAUUGUUGAGAAAGUGGACGAGAUAUACAAAAACUUCUUGGCGCCUGGAGCCGCACGCUGGGUGAACAUUGACAGUAAGACCAUGGCUCAGACCUUACAGGGCAUCCAAAACCCCCAUCGCUUUGUCAUGGAUGAUGCGCAAAUGCACAUCUACUUCCUCAUGAAGAAGGAUUCUUAUCCCAGAUAUCUUAAAUCGGACCUUUAUAAGAACAUGCUGGCCAGGGCUAUUAUUCCACAGGAGACAAAGAAAAGCGUGUUCCCUUUUAUGAGGCGACAACGGCACUCAAGCCCCUCCCCCGCUAAAGUCGCCGCUCAACAAGACGUGGUCACCAAAGGUUCAGGCCAGGGGGGUACCAGCUCUGCGGCCAUCUGAUGCCAGGCUACAGCGCCAAAAGUCCUUGUCUCUACGGACACCUGCACUGAACUUUCACUACUCAUCUGUGGAGUCAUCCUCUCAUAGCAAGGUGUAAAAAUAUCAAUUGAAGUCAAAUCCAUCAUAGACAGUACAUGUACAUCCAUAGACUAUAUCAACCGAAUUCUGAUCCGUCCAUGAAUAACAAACAGAGGAGUAGCAGUUUUAGUUAAAGAAGUUAGGAUAUAGCAUCAAGUACCGAAAAUCUGUGAGUAACUGACUGUCCCCUUGCAUGAUUAAGUACAGGUAGUCCCCGGGUUACGAAAGAGUUCCGUUCCUACGCUGGUGACGUAACCCGAACUUCAGCGUAAAUCGGAAUGAACUCUUUAAGUACCAAUAAAUACCCCCUAAAUCUCAAAAUAACUAUCCAAAUACUGUACAUGCAUUAUACGUCAGUAUACUGUCCUCACCAAAUCGUUGAAGCUAAGUCCUAACUAGACAAUGAGCUAAGCUCAGAAAUGUCAGAUAUCCAUGUGGUUUGCUGACUUUAUUCAGCUGCUCAUGACAUCAACUCUUGCAGAAUGAAACUAAAAUAAAAAUAAAUUAAAUCCAUUUCAUUUUCAAAAACAGCUAUUUAAAUUUGUGUUUAUAACUACCUGCUGAUACAACAAAAACAAUCCACACAAACUAUUAGCAUGUAUCAGUUGGCGUCCAAACACCAUCCAAAAUAAUCACAGCAACUUUUCACCCCAAGUAUUUGACCACAAUGGAAAACGCACAAUAAACAGUAUUAAAGGUGUUAUAAACAGGUGUUGCCUCUGUGGAUGCUUCACAAGCAACAAAUGUGCUUACAGCUGUAAUCUGUCCCCUUUCGCUCUCACUCAGCCGUGUGACCUCUUCGUUAGAGCAAAUGCGCUCUUCCUCGUGUGUGCAAAUACUUUCUACUUCGUGUGUACAUGCGCUUUUACUCGUGUGUGGAAAUACUACCUGCUCUAUGCUUCCUGCGCCAAAAUAAGAGCAUGCAUCACAAAACAAAAAUCAACAUUAUUAUAUUAAAAAAACCAGAAUUUUUUUUUUUAAACGACUGGAGACAAAAUGAUGAAUGAGACUCCGGUGUCGUAAAGUCAAAAAUUCGGGUACGUCGUAACCCGGUGACUACCUGUUACCACAUUGAUACACAAUACCACAUUGAUAAUUGAUUGACUACUUUUCUAUUAGACCAGUUGUUCAUAGCCUCGCUAAAGGUACCGAAUCUCAAAAGUUUCACAUUUGCAAUCGCUGAACUCUUCAGAAUUAGAUAAUAAUAAUAAUACCCACAAUAUUUCAUAACGUCCUAAUUUCUUAGAAAUGUUCUGUAGUGAAAAGAGCCUACACUGAAAAUAGAAGGAGUUGUACAAUUUUUGAUUUUUUAAAAUUUUUUUUUUACAAUAGAAUUACACUCUACAUACACUUUUGUGUAUUUGACACAAAAAGCAUGUUUUUUUGUAUUACAUGCGGUAUUUAUGCUGCUGAAUGAAAUAGACUGAUUGGCUGUGUGCGAAGGCAAUCGAUAUGUUUGUUCAUCUCUUUGAAUCCCGCGCCAUGAAAAUGAGUGAUUUACGUCCAGUCUCAGAUUGAGGAAGUGGUGAAGGUUUCACCUGACAGCCACAUUUGUUUUGGUUGAAGUUCUGUGGAUUUUAUUUUAUGAGUCUUGCCAGCAUGAUACGUGCUGCAGACUUUUGUUGUUACACCAAGAAGAGUGGUGUGAACCUUUUUGGGUUUUCAAAAGAUUUUGUUCGCUGCCAGGAAUGGGCAAAAAAAGUCAGACAAAUGAGGGACCAUUGGACGCUCAGGGUAAAAAGACAGGCAGUGGAAGUGAGUAAGCUAAGUGUCAAGAGUUGGCUAAGUGCCAAAUAUUGGCCGGGAUCAUGUCACACAUUUUUAAUAAGGCGGUUGCUUACAUUUUGUGGGUGAACACCGAACCGGUGGUCUAAGUAAACAUCGCUGAAAAACAAUGCCAGAACAUCAUUACUCACCUAGCUUCUCAAAUUUAUUGUUAAAAUUAAACUGAACUUUUUUUUUUUUAAUGGUGUGAUUGAGCAGUUAUCGGUAUUUUGUAGCAUAGGUGAAAAAAGCCCUGAGAGCAUAUUUAAUAUCGCCAAUAUUUUGAUAUGGUAUCUCUGUCCCCACAUAUUUGAUCGAGGAAUGAUUUCAGACUUCCUAUCCGAGAGGAAGUGACGUCGGUUUGUCCGUGGACAGUAGCAAUCCGUCACAAGCCCGUAGCCCAUCAGGAUCGGGUAGUGACAAUCUGUGUUCUCUUUCUUUAUCUCACCCCAUCUGCUAAAUUACUCUGACACACAUAAUCUUGCUGCAGCGCUCAUGUGCCCCCUAAUGACAUACAUUAGAAUUGCACAAAACAAACUCCAUAGCAAUGAAUGCAAUAACAAUCUGGCAGCUACACGUUCCAACUAUCAAGCUGAUUUUGUGUGUGUGUUUAUUUGGUACCAAAGUUUUCCACAUUAUAUUAUGACUUUGAAAAUUUGACUGCCACUAUCUAGUAUUUCAUAAGAAAGGUGCAAAUCAGUAAGUUUGAGGGUGUUUUACCUUUAAAAAAAAAAAAAAAAAAAAAAAAAAAAAGGACAAAUUGUGUUAGAUGCAAGUGACAAAAGAACAAUCUUGGUAACUACACAAAUAGAGAGAAACAUUGAUUCUAGUGCUAUUGCAACACUAUACCAAGUAACUUAUUUGUUCUGACCCCAGAAAUGUUAAUUUCAUUAUUGAUACCAACUCUGGAGCCACUGUCAGUUACCCAACUACCACCAAAUCAACAUCUUGCACUCUUUAGACAAAUAAUUAUUCCCACUGCAAUAAGGAUAUACCUUUUGUUGGUGCGAUAUUCCAAGCAAGCACCUUGAAGCCAGGCAAACGGUGUGUCUGGACGCAUGAGACCUAACAUGACGACUUUAAACUUUUUUAAUGAAAAUAAAAAGAAAGUAGAUAGUCUAUGUAGUGCUGUGCUGCUACUGGUAAAAAAAAAAAAAAACUGUCUCACUUCAACAAUAGCUGGCUUCAUCUGCACUGCAUAAAUUUGAAGCAUGCUCCUUCCUCCCUACGACUCAUCACGUGACAUUACACCAUGCAACAAGCAAAACACACUGUGCUUAAAAAUAGCUCAAUUUGGUCCUACACCUAUACUACUGUAUAUUAAGAUAUGUAGUUAGUCUAAUUGGUAUGUUUGUGUAAAUGGUCAUUACAAUUUAUGAAGUUGAUCAUUCCAUGAUGGAGAUGGCUAAUCAUUGUUAACUGAGCAUGUUUAUUUCCCAAUAAAACAUCCGUCAUUGUGUUUUGCAUUCCUAUCAUGUUUUUUCUAAAUCUGUGACUAACUUGGUUUUGUCAACAUUCCAUUUGAUGAAUCCAAUAGGUGGAUCCUCCUCCCCAGUAACCAAAUAGGACUUCAGUGUAUUUCCUGGUUGUUUCAUGUACAAAAAAUGAACAUUUCUUUUAGAGCAAAUAGAAUAUAAACCCAUGAAGCAACCUCUGAACAGCAAAGUGCAUAGUCUCAUCAGCAUGUCCUGGGUCGACCCUGAAACCUCCUCCCAGUGGGACGUUCCCAGGACACCUCACCAGGGCGGCAUGUGGAAUUAACCGUAAUCAGAUGCCCGAGCCACCUCAUCUGACCCAUCUGCUGUAACCCGAGCUCCUCCCGGAUGACCGAGUUUUUCACUCGAUCUCUACAGGAAGAGCCCGAAUACCCUGUGGAAGAAACUCAUUCUUCCGGUCACGACAGUUCGUGACCAGAGGUGAGGGUAGGAACGAAGAUCGACCAGUAGAUUAGAGCUAUUCGACCCUGCUCCUUCUUCACCGCAACGGACUGAUGCAAUCCGCAUCACUGCAGACCCAGCACCGAUUGGCCGGUCGAUCCCCUGCUCCUACUGUUGGAAUUUGAUCUUCUAGCCAGAUUGCCGGAAUCACGCCAGCGCAAUUCCAACAACUCGCACUGGUGCCACCCAACAACCCGGCCAAAAGGCCAAACUUCACGUGUUCACCAUAGUUUGAACCUCUUCUACUGACUCCAUUUAAAAAGCUGGACAAAGGCUCCGAAACACAGGUUGACAAUUUAUUCCAAGUCAACAGAAAGGCAAAAACAGCAACCAGAUCCAGAUGAAGAGGAAGGCUAGAUCCAGGGUCAAUAAUUAACAGGUCAUUUAUU
This is a messenger RNA of Corythoichthys intestinalis (scribbled pipefish), 7035 nucleotides long. RefSeq names its product regulator of G protein signaling 11 (gene rgs11). Lineage: Eukaryota; Metazoa; Chordata; Actinopteri; Syngnathiformes; Syngnathidae. Bases 1461 to 2867 code for a protein of 468 amino acids. Gene Ontology annotation, molecular function: GTPase activator activity. The transcript has 17 exons. Gene Ontology annotation, cellular component: neuron projection; plasma membrane; cytoplasm. The record is from RefSeq and is a predicted model, not a curated record. Gene Ontology annotation, biological process: G protein-coupled receptor signaling pathway; positive regulation of GTPase activity; regulation of G protein-coupled receptor signaling pathway.